AUGCCCUCCUUUAAACCAGUCCUUGUUGUCGCAGGUAUAGGUGCUGGCGGAGGAACUGGUGGAGCCACAGCACGUGCCUUUGCAAAGCUAGGGUAUAGCAUUGCCCUUAUCGCGCGGGGAACCGAUUCGUUAAAGACCUUGGAAACUGAACUGCAAAAUUCUGGAGCAGAAGCUACUUCCUUCCCAAUUCCUAGCUACGAACACACUUCCAUCAAAUCUGCUUUUGAAUCCAUUCGGACUCGUUAUGCGGCGCCGCAAUACAGUAUCCGUGCUGCCUUGUAUAACGCUGGCCACGGCGUCUGGAAACCAUUCCUAGACAUCACUCCCGAGGACGUCAAGAUUAUCACCGAAACCAAUGUCGAAGGCUCCUUCGCGUUUGCCCAUGAAGUUUUAUCCGAUUUUAAGAAGAACGAGAUUGAUCCUGCUAACGGAAAACGCGGCAUCCUGAUAUUCACUGGUGCAACAGCUAGUAUUAGAGGAAACACGACAACCAGUGCGUUCGCGGCAGGAAAGUUUGCCUUGAGAGCUUUGAGCCAGAGUUUGGCGAAGGAGUUCGGGAAACAGAAUAUUCAUGUGGCACAUGCCAUUAUUGACGGAAGCAUAUCUACUCCUCUCUCCCGGUCGCGUCGCAACAACCCAGAAUGGGAACAGAAUGAAGAUGUUAGGCUCAGUCCUGAAGCUAUUGCUUCUUCUUAUGUUUACCUCGCAAGCCAGGAGCGUUCAGCUUGGACUUGGGAAUUGGAUUUGCGUCCUGCCCACGAGAAGUGGUAA
This is a messenger RNA of Lentinula edodes (shiitake mushroom), 771 nucleotides long. RefSeq lists its product as uncharacterized. The record is from RefSeq and is a predicted model, not a curated record. The transcript has 8 exons. NCBI's taxonomy places the organism in Eukaryota, Fungi, Basidiomycota, Agaricomycetes, Agaricales, Omphalotaceae. Bases 1 to 771 code for a protein of 256 amino acids.